AUGAAGCGGCAAAACGUCCGGACUCUGGCCCUGAUCAUUUGCACCUUCACCUACCUGCUUGUGGGCGCCGCCGUCUUCGACGCCCUGGAGUCCGAGGCGGAGACGGCCGACCGGACUAAGCUGGAGCAGAAGCAGCUGGAGCUCAAGAGCAAGUACAACCUCUCCGAGGCCAACUACUGCGAGCUGGAAGGGGUGGUGCUGAAGCUGAAGCCCCACAAGGCCGGCGUCCAGUGGAAGUUCGCCGGCUCCUUUUACUUCGCCAUCACCGUCAUCACCACCAUAGGCUAUGGACAUGCAGCCCCUAGCACUGAUGGUGGGAAAGUCUUUUGUAUGUUCUAUGCGCUGCUGGGAAUCCCACUCACCCUGGUCAUGUUUCAGAGUCUGGGUGAGAGGAUCAACACCUUUGUGAGGUACCUCCUGCACCGCAUCAAGAAGUGCCUUGGCAUGAAACGGCCAGAAGUAUCGAUGGCCAAUAUGGUCACCAUUGGAUUCUUCUCCUGCAUCAGCACCCUUUGCAUUGGGGCUGCCGCAUUCUCCUACUAUGAGAAUUGGACCUUCUUCCAGGCCUACUACUACUGCUUUAUCACCCUCACCACCAUUGGUUUUGGAGAUUAUGUGGCCCUUCAGAAAGAACAUGCCCUCCAGACCAAGCCCCAAUAUGUGGCCUUCAGCUUUAUCUACAUUUUAACUGGGCUGACAGUCAUUGGGGCCUUUCUCAACUUGGUGGUGCUCCGGUUCAUGACCAUGAAUGCUGAGGAUGAAAAGCGGGAUGCGGAACACCGGGCCCUACUCACCCGUAAUGGACAGGCCAGCAGUGUACAUAUUACAGACACUACUACAUCCUCGACCGCUGCUGCCGGUAGAGGAGGACUCCGAAAUGUUUAUGCUGAAGUUCUCCACUUCCAGUCCAUGUGCUCCUGCCUCUGGUAUAAGAGUCGGGAGAAGCUGCAGUACUCUAUCCCCAUGAUAAUCCCCAGAGACCUCUCCACCUCUGAUACCUGCAUGGAACAGAGCCACUCCUCCCCUGGGCAUUACCCAGAGACUCCAUCCAACAGAUGCUUCUGCAACACUCAGCGUUCAGCCAUCAGCUCUGUUUCCACAGGACUUCAUAGCCUCUCAGCCUUCCAAGGACUUAUGAAGCGGCGAAGUUCUGUGUAA
This is a messenger RNA of Thamnophis elegans (Western terrestrial garter snake), 1158 nucleotides long. It is a transcript of the gene KCNK3, whose product is annotated as potassium two pore domain channel subfamily K member 3. Gene Ontology annotation, cellular component: membrane. The coding region runs from base 1 to 1158 and encodes 385 amino acids. Gene Ontology annotation, molecular function: open rectifier potassium channel activity; potassium ion leak channel activity. The transcript is spliced from 3 exons. Lineage: Eukaryota; Metazoa; Chordata; Lepidosauria; Squamata; Natricidae. Gene Ontology annotation, biological process: potassium ion transmembrane transport; stabilization of membrane potential. The record is from RefSeq and is a predicted model, not a curated record.